Messenger RNA from Odocoileus virginianus texanus, 1133 nucleotides. The record is from RefSeq and is a predicted model, not a curated record. Lineage: Eukaryota; Metazoa; Chordata; Mammalia; Artiodactyla; Cervidae.
AUGGCCCGGCAGAGCCCAUGAGCAGAAUCCCUCUGGGCACCGUGGGGAGACUGAGGAAGCGGGGAUGGGGCCAUGCCCUUUAGAAGCUCGCAGUCUGAGCCAGGAGACACCGCCUUGUCCUUGCAGUUUUGUCUUGUGGGGGAGGCAGGACACACACACUUGGAAAAACAGCCUGAGGACCCUCUCAGGAGAUCAACACUGGUCAGCGGUCAGAGUACAAGCUCUGGAGUCCCAGACUGGCCCAGAUUUGCUCACAAGUGCCCACAAGGACUGCCCCCUGCCCCAGGGCACAGCCCCCCUGAACCCAGACUUGCCCUCCAUCAUGGCUCCAGAUCAUGUCACUGGCAAGGACAGACAGAUGGAUUUCUGUUGGGAUCCUUGGCAGAGGUGCUUCCAGACCACCAACGGCUACCUAUCCGACUCCAGGUCCUGCUCCAGCAACUACAACGUGGCAGCUCUGGCCACCUCGUCCCUUGUGGGGGUGGUGCAGAGCAUCAAGGACCACAUCACAAAGCCCACGGCCAUGGCCCGUGGCCGUGUGGCCCACCUCAUCGAGUGGAAGGGCUGGAGCGCCCAGCGGGCGGCCUGGGAGCUGCCCCCAGAGGAUGACGAGCAUUACUGCCACCUCCCGGACGAGCUGUGCGAGGCCCGCUUUGCUGCAGGGGUUGCCGAGCAGUUUGCCAUCACAGAGGCCACACUGAGCGCCUGGUCCUCGCUGGACGAUGGAGAGCUACGCCCGGAGAGCAGCCCCCUGGACGUGCUCCAGCUCCAGGACCUGGGGAGCAUCUACCUCCAGGAUAGCCUUCUGAGUGUCCGCUCGCAGGACGACAGUCUUCUGGCCUUCUCCUCCCCUGACAGCUGGCCCUCCCCUGACGAGCCCCCCAGCCUCGCAAGGCAGCUCCAGCCACGGCUCCCGGGGGCCCUGGGGCCCGAGGAGGGGGCCAGCCCGCAGGGCCCCCCACGCUCCGUGGACGGCGGCCCGCCCUCCGAGGAGGAGGAUGAGGUGUUCUACAACUGAGGCGGGCCAGGCCGCCCCCGCUAUGGCCCGGUGGGCAGCCCAGAGCCAUCAGGACCCCGGGCGCCGGGCGGGUGUCUCGUGAUCCCUCGGGGCAGGCGUGGGGUGGGGCGGCGCU